This is a messenger RNA of Aphanomyces astaci, 354 nucleotides long. RefSeq lists its product as hypothetical. The transcript has a single exon. Lineage: Eukaryota; Oomycota; Saprolegniomycetes; Saprolegniales; Verrucalvaceae. The record is from RefSeq and is a predicted model, not a curated record. The coding region runs from base 1 to 354 and encodes 117 amino acids.
AUGGGCAAGGCCGGCGCGUCCAUUGGUUCGUACGGGUGUUCGCUGUGGGUCAAGGACCCCAGCUUUGGCUACGACGGCGCGUUGUUCUACACGUUUCCCGGCAUUUCACUCGCCACGAUCGUCUUGACGUGGUUUUGCAUGUUCGGCAACAACGAGAGCAGCGAAGUGAUGGAGGAUUUCAAGAACAAGCUGCUCGACGAAGACAAGGAUACGCACGACGACUCAUUUUCGGCCGCGGCGGGCUUUGAUGUGAACCUGUCACCUGCAGGCUGCAGGCGGGCUGCAGGCAAGUACAGUAGUCGAACAACAAUUGUAGUGAUUAACUACGUACCGUUACUUGUACUGUACCAGUAA